Ostrea edulis (European flat oyster) is the source of this 2450-nucleotide messenger RNA. RefSeq lists its product as uncharacterized. Lineage: Eukaryota; Metazoa; Mollusca; Bivalvia; Ostreida; Ostreidae. Bases 449 to 2284 code for a protein of 611 amino acids. The record is from RefSeq and is a predicted model, not a curated record. The transcript has a single exon. Gene Ontology annotation, molecular function: zinc ion binding.
GGGUAGUUUUUGAUGAGUUCAGCCCCGAUAAAACAUCUUUUAAACUCCUGCUGGGGGGAGUUGAAGAAUCCAUCUAAAGCUUCAAUGCAGAAUUUUAAUGGAUUUAAAAUCAAAUAAUCUAUACCGAUCUGAUGACAAGGGUAGCGUCUGAAGCCAUUGUUCGGAGCUGAAAGCUGAGUUCAAUAAUAUGGAAUUAUUUAAUCAAUGCUUGAUCGACCACAACGGAUAAUUCAAUUAUUUAGAUACCGAACUAUUUAAUACAUUAAGUUAGGUUUGUUUUGAAUUUAGAAUGGGUAAAAAAAAUGUAUAACGUUUAAACGUAGUCAUGCAGUCCUCCACACUAUCCACUGGAGUCUUGAUAUCGUAAUCGCGGUGGAUUAGUGCGAUAGGAAGCGGGCCGGUCUUCGGCAUGUCCCCAUCGAAAAGGAAUUCGAUUAUUCCUUGACAAAUGGCCACCGCAGGGGGAAUAAAAAAACCGAAAUCGGCAACGAUAAAACAAUGUUCGAUCUGUGAAGCUAGAGCUGAAGUUAAAUGGAAAUGUACUAACUGUGAUAAAAUCAUCUGUCAGAACUGCAAGAACCUGCACAAGAAGGUGCGUGCCACUAGUCAUCACAAAAUUGUCUCCAUUGUUAAGAAAGUCCGAAAGGAGAGCAAGGGGGAGGACAAUGCGAACGGAGUAGGGGGAAAUGAAAACCAUGAUCAGAACUUUCUGGAUUCGAAUGAUGGAGGGUCAUCGUCGGGUAAAGCUGAUUCAUCACCCAAGAGGCCAUUGGUAAUGUGCUUGAAGCACAAUGACUCUGCUUUGAAGUGGUUCUGCAGUUCCUGUGAACUCUCUAUCUGCAGUGAAUGUGCGAAAAAUGAGCAUAAGUCGCAUGUCAUGGCGGAUCUUUCUGUUUACCAAGAUCGAAAACAGAAAAAAUGGCAGCGUUUCGUAGAUAUCUUAGAGGAUCACGAACUACCAGAAACGCUGGGACGAAUGAAAAGAAUCAAGAAAGCAAAAGUGGAUUUUGAUUCGAACAUCAUUGCAGUGAAAAGGGAAGUGUGGAUGCGAUACGACGAAUUCAUGUUGAAACUUGGAAACGAGCGCCAAAAAAUUCUCUCGGAAUUGGAUGAAAUUCAGCAUCGAGAGGAAAAGGUUUUCUCCGAGGCUGUUCAAAAGAUGGAGCGAGAGAUAGCUGUGCUUGAAUCGUCACUAAAUUCCAUUAAAGGAAUGAUCGAAUCAUUAAACACACACACAUUAUCGGGAAAUUUCGAGGACGUCCGCAAAGAGGUCGAAAAAUUAAAGAAAACCCAGUGCCCUAACCCUGAAAAAGUAGCGUUCAACGCACAUGACGUGACGGAGAAGAUUGUGUCCCAUUUAUACGGCAAACUAGAACGUCGAUUGGAAGAUGCGCCAUCUCUUCCACCCAGCCGCACUGAUCUAUCGGGAUUGUCGACUCCAGGUGUCGAUGUUUCGCUGUUAUCGUCUUUUGCUACUGACUUGCCUUUCAUUCGAACCAUCUGUCCAGUGAGUAGCGACGAAGCGUGGAUUGGCUGCUGGCAGCAAGAACAUAUGUUUUUAACCUCUUCCAGUGGUAAUGUGAAUCGAACAGUCGGUGGUAAAGUCAUGGACACGUGCAUUAUGGGUAACGGUGAUCUGCUAAUCGUGUGUUACUUGAGCUACAAUCUAAAAUGCAUUGGGAAAAACGGGAAGUUAAAAGAGCUGAAAUCAGAUCUGCCGCUGUAUCCAACUGGUAUUGUCGCAUUGAAAAACGGGGACAUCAUUUUGAGUUUGGUUGAUAGGUAUGAUCUUAAGAUGGACGAAAACAGCAUCCGUCGAUUGAUGAAACUCGACAAAGAUGGAAACACUCUCCUGAUCGUCGAAAAUGACGUAAACGGGAAAGCAAUCUUUACAUACCCAGCGAAAGUAACGGUGAAUAUAAAUGGUGAUAUAUGCGCUAUAGACGAAACUGGCGAAUAUUCUGGUAGGCUCGUGGUGUUUGACUCUGCAGGCGAUCUGAAAUUUGAAUAUGGGGAACAGGACAGUACAUUUGAAGAAACGUGUGAUCUCAGCUGCUGCGCAUGCGACGGAGAGGCUAGAAUCGUGGCUUCUGAUUGGCUCCAUCACAAGAUCCAUAUUCUGACAGCGGACGGUUGUUUCAUUGGCUACCUUCUGACGGAAGAUGAUGGGAUACAUUUCCCGUUCUGUUUGUCGUUUGGUACUGAUGGGGUAUUGUGGAUAGGGUGCAAGCUGACGAGGGAGGGUGCGAAGGGAGACAUCGUCAGGGUUAACUACAAAUGUUAAACUUCGUGAAAUGUCCUCCUUCGCAAUAUGUUGUGUAAUCGAUGUAAAACCGACUCUCUGCUGUGGAGAAAGACAAACUCCCGGUGACCACUUGAUGACAUUGGAUUUGGAUUUAAUUGUGCUCUUCAGGGGUUUUAGAAAUACACAGUGCAUGCUUAUUUUCAAA